AUUUAGGAUAAAAAAAAGUGUCAAAUGAUCAGGAAAAAAAAUCAGAAAAGCGUAUCACCUGAGCAUUUACCUUCCGUAAUUUAUUAGAAAACUGAUAUGUGCAUUUUGUCAUUUGUCCGGCAGAUCGAUUCUUUGGAAUUCAGUCAACUGUGUAACGCUGUUUGUGGCUGUAUUUAUAGUUGAUUUCGUACAAGGUGAGGACAAGAGAAAAUAAUAGAACAUAUUUUCUCUUGGUGAUAACUAAUACCUAUUGGAAUACGAAAUAGAACGAAUCAGUAAUUUCUUUGAUGAUGGUCUGCUGAUCUCAUGUUAAAGUCACAGUUAUAUCAUCAUGCUUAGCGGAAUGUCUGCUCCAAAACUUUAUAAAACUCAAGUUUAGGUCAUAUUUCCCAAGCCAACAGUGAGGUCCUGCGUCAAACAUCAUCAAGAAAAAAAACAACAACAAUGCUGGUGAGGAAAGUGUAUCCAGCCAUGUCGUUAAUCUCGAAUGUAAAGCGCAGUGAAAAAUUAGAUUAUGGGCUUAGUCAGUUGCAUGACUGGCAAAAUUUAAGCUUCAUAGUCACCUUCUAAAUGACAUUGGGAUAUUUGGUAACGUUUACGUCUUGUCGUUCUGAACUCUCUGCGUCCCAUAAAGUUUGUACCACAACUCCGCGUCGAUUUAAGUGUGUCAUUGAAAUUGGGUUACACCGCUGGAUUUUGUAGCCCGGUGACGGAAUAAGCUUUAGAUAGAUAAUUUCUUUAAAAUGUCGAUCAAUCGAUUUCAGGAGAACUUAAAACUAUUUUCUCGCAAAUCUGCGCAAACCAAAAUAAAAUCUUUUGAUUUUCAGGCGAUUGUGGAGGAUUUGAUUUUGAAAAUGGGGUUGAGGCAUUAUCUACCUGGAAAAAAACCGGACACGCCUUUGAUAACCAACCAACAUACAGGGAUAACCCCGGGAUACGAGACCAGGGAAUAAAGACAAACGUGCAAGGUGAAUGGUGGAUAGCAACAUUUGCGAACAAAUCCAAUCCACUUCUGAUGGGUGAUUACCCCAUCGGCACUCUUACUUCACCAAGCUUUCGUAUCAAAGGUUCCAAUAUAAACUUUCUACUUGGUGGUGGAUGCGACGCAGGUAAAAUACGAGUGGAACUUCUGGUGAACGGGAAAGUUCAACGCACAGCUUUUCCUGACAACUGCCGUGAUCGCAUGCGAAGAAAGUUCUGGAAUGUAGCCCAAUUCAAUGACAAAAUUGGUCAGAUACGGCUGGUUGAUGCAUCGAGAGAGGCACAUAUAAAUUUUGAUGACUUGAAGGGAGAUUUCAGUUGCGCCGGUAAGUGAACGUAUCAGUUUCUGGGAGAUUAUACCAGUAAUUGAUUUCACUAUAGGUUGCUCUCUGUUUGAUUAAAAAAGUACAAUUUUGAUCUGUUCGUUUUGAUCUGUUCGAUGUGAUCUGUUCGAUGUGAUCUGUUCGAUGUGAUCUGUUUGGUCACUGUCUUUUAUAACCCUGUAUUUUUAAACCAAAUUUCCCUGCCGGCAUGGACGCCGGAUACUUUAAUUUUUCAUUUCUUCAAGUCCUGUCUAGUGUUUGGCUUAGAUUGGAAGAGUGCUGAUUGGUCAGAGCUACUUAGCCUCAGAUCUUUAAGAAUGUGAUAAGUAUGAUGAGGAGAAAGUCAAACUUCAGGAAGAUCGAUGACUAAUCAACUUCUGAUAAUUAUCAAAAAGUAGUGAUAAAUACAUAAUUAGGCAAUAGUGGUAAUACACAGUUAACACAGAGACUAACGCUUUCUGUCUUAUAGAUGUGGGGAAGACUUUUUCAGACCUACACGAUGAUAAUUACGGUAGGUACCUUAUUCAGUUACUUUGCACUAAAAAUAUUCUCAUACACGCCUACAACUAUGAAUGCCACUCUUUUAUAGGAAACUCCUAAUAAGAAAAGUGUAUUUGAAAACAUAUAUUUUAUAGUAUCGCAACAUGAAUCAAACUGAUCAGUACUAUUUGAUCAUUGUUCAUAAUAUAGAGAAACAUUUUUUGAUAAAAACUCGAGUACAUAAACUUUUUCGAAACUACCAUUUAACCCUCAAUGUAAAGAAUCAAUCGAGCCCUUCAAAAGCGGCAGGCCUCUCUAAAAUUCCUUUCCUUUAAGAAGGGUGCGUGCCGAGCUGAGCAAGACCGCAUGUUCUUCAUUUUGAUAUCGAUGGUCAAAAUGGAAUCAGUCACCCAAACAUUGUUUGCCAAGCGGGCAUUGUCAUUUUGUGCUUUGCUUUUCCGUGAACUCAGCUCGGUGACCUGGGAGAGAUUGGAACACAUGAAUUAUUCCUAACCAUCCAGGAUGUAGCGGCCGAAAUAGAUGCAUGGGACGUUGUUGGCGUGUUAAAAUUUAUUUGGCUGAUAUUGAGACCAAAUCAAAUGAAUUGAAGGCUGUUCAACCAAGAAGCAGCGUUCUCUGCAAAUAACAUUAUCUUAAGUUCAGUCUCAUCUUGAGACAAGCGAUGAACCUGUUAGUCUUCGCCUGUAAUCUUCACUUAGAGGCAGCAAGUUUGAAAAGGUUACCACCUUUUCUGAUUUUCCUUGAAUGAAAAAUUUCACUACCUCGGAAGAAGGUUAAUUAGAGAACAGGAAGGGGACUGGGAAUAUACAAAACAGGACUUUCGGACUACGCGCAAUAUCCAGUCAACGGUCCACGUUUUUAAAAGGACGCAAGAACAUAGUGGUAUAUUUACUCUGGUAAAUCGAUUUAAAACAAGUCAAAAAAGACGGCGUUAUUCAUCCGUGUCAAUAUCCAGUCAACAGGGUCAGACACGACAAUCUCAGAAACACGAUCUUGAUUCAGGAGAUGCAAGGUUUUUAAAAGGACGCGGAAGAAGUAAACUGAUAAUUUUAAAGCAUGAAUGGAGCCGGCCAACCAAAAAUUUAUCUACAUAUUCUUCAACGAAGAAGGUUAAUUUAAAUUGAGCAUUGAUUAUGAAAUUAUAGUGAAUAGUGAGUAGUUUUUACCUUUUGCCAAAGGUGGUGAAGGUGAGUUUGUUCUUGUAGACGAGCCGUUGGACCCUGUACACUCAGUCAGUAGCGAUAAUAAGCCUCACGAUAAUGCGGUCAUUGGAACUGGUAUGUAACGCGUAACUAACUGAUAUACCACUUGUGGAAUUGGCAUAGCACAGCACCAUCAGAACGAAAGUAGCUCUUCUUCAAUUGUGGAGGGAGAUCUUAAAGUUGAUCAUAGAUUUCACCAAGCAACAUAUGCGGCUCAAAAAUAUAAUAUAUCAUGAUAUGAAAGAAAGAAGACCGAAAUAUAAGUGAAGUUCUUCAAUAAAUUGAUACUGAUAUAAAAAUGCUUCAAGUUUUUGUGCACAAACUGUUUUUAAUAAGCUGGGCAUAUUAGUCACAUUCAAUUUCUUUUAAACUUUUUUUAGCUCUGAAUAGUUCCGAAACUACAAAAAGCUAUGCAAUUGCAGUGAUGUUACACUUUCCUUGGAUGCUUUAUUCACAACAUUGUUUUAGAUUUAGACACCUUUAUAUCUAACUUUUCUCAGUAUUGUUAAAUCUCUUGCAGAUGACGAUUACAACACGAUGCAGUUGAAGCCAACGCAGAAACAUCAGGAUGAACCUAUAAAAAUCGGAAAAGGUCAGAUCGAGUUUAAGUGACAAAAUAAAUAAAAAUGAACAAAACAAAACAAACAAACAACAAAAUAAACACAAGAACGUACACGAGAACAAAACAAAAUAUAGAAUAUGAAACAAAACAGAACAAAUCAAAACAUUAAAAAGAAAACAGUGAAGGCCAGGCAAGCGCCAUACAACGUUUUUGUUUAGACAAUCGUUUCUUUAAAGCCAUUAGUACACGAUGAGCGUGUUAUAGAAGGAAAAUUCGAACUUACACUGGCAUGGCGAUUUAAAUGAAUCGUCAAAAGUGACUCUAAUUAAGGCUACAGAGGUAAGAAAAGUCUAAGUUUGUCUCACGCUCGAGACGAAAAAACAUUACUCUUCUUUCUUCCGCGUGAUCUCUUAUUACUUUAAAUCAUUCAUACUUAUAGGCAGGCCUCUUUAUAAAGGUUCGCUGGGAGCAGCAAGCAUUUUCGAUACUAAGACACCAUCUAAACCGCUGUCAAGACCUGUAUCUGCCUCUAAACUUUUGAUGGCUCCAAUUGCUAAGCCGGCCGAUAAACCAUCCUUCAGUGAUCUAAACAACAAGUCCGCUUUGCCCAAAGACGACGAAUUAAGGAAUCUCACCUGUAAGAAUGAGUUAACCGUGUCAUUGCCUUACCUAAGUGCUCAAAUUCAGUUAGAGAUUAGUUUAUAAGCCUCUUGGUGAUAAGCAAAUCCAGUUAAGAGUUGUUAGCCUGAGGACUCUCGAAGUUUUAAUUUUUUAAACUGUCGAUUAUUUUGUCCGUACUAUCCUUUCUCUAGGCAAGAACUUCAUCGUUGAAAUAAAAACUGGGCUACCAUGGGACAAUGAUUUCCUUUUUCCGUCAAAUGCUAACUACCAGGCGACUCGAAGAGCAACAGAACUCAAGGUAUGUGAAGUCUAGUAAAGGCUUUUCUAAUGCAGGGUCUCCUGCUUGCCGCUUCCUGCCUCUCUCUUCACUGUGGAUAGGAUUCCCAGUGGUCUGCUAUUCCUCGAUGAUACUCUGGAUGAAGAGAAGCUCUUAGGGAGUGAAUUGUCUUGCUAAAAAUAACGAAAUGACCCGAUUUGGCUCUAUCCCAGACCUCUUGAUCGAUAGCCUAGCUCGUUAAUCAAGAUCACAAGCUGCCGCUUGUCCCACACUGUAAUGCAAGCCUGAUAAAAAUGGUCUUUAUAUACAACUGCUUCUACAAUAGUUUAUUAAAAUAUAUCCCUGUAUAUCAGCCAAACGUGUGAUAUUGUUUUAGUGUAUGCUUAUAUUAUCUUUAUUCAAUUGAUAAUAACAAUAAUUUUCUUGUUGCCUCGCAGGUGCUAAGAGCAUUCGACGAAAAUAAAGACUUUAGAGGGGCUUUUUUUAACAAAUUUAGGUAAGUAAUGUAUCAUGAAGUUCAGUGCAGCUUCAAAUGAAGUCAGUGCACUGACUAACCUACUCUCGUUAAACCCUGACUUGUACAGGUGUAAAUUUGCAAACUAAAGCUGAAAGAUUACCGAUCAAUGUCUUUUACAGUUCUUCAGAGGAACCAAGUGGAGUAAAGGCUUAUUUUCUCCUACGAUUCAGAGCGAAUGGAAAAUUCAUUGGAAAACUGCUGGAUGGUCUUGGACCAGGAAAUGUUUCAGCAGCAGGUAACGCAAAUUCUAACUUAAAUUAUUUCUCGGUUUGUUGUCAACAAUACAUUCUAUGAUUCUCUUCAGGGAGUGUGCACAUUGAGUUAAUUUGAAAAGGUUUAUGAUGAUCGAACUAUUUUGAACAGACCUCUCGAUCCAUAACAAAAAUAAAAUAUGAAAGAGAUCUUGUUACAAGCCCAGAAUUUGAAAUGGUCCUCAAGGUAGUACAAAAUUCAGAGGGAGCGGAGAGUUUGUGCCUGAGAAAAUGUAUAAAAUGGUAUUCACGUCCGGUCCUAAUAUAAAGUGCAUCGGAUAGAUCCGUUUUAGAUCUUAAAUAACGUUAAAUGUCUCGUCAAAUUUAGGCUGUUAUCCAGAUACUCCAAUCACCCAAUGUCCCAGUUCCUGUCCAUCGACUUGUGCACCCACAUGUCUUCAUUCUUGUUGUCAACCGUCCGUUUCUGCCCCAGCCGCGCCUCAACCAGUUUAUCAGCCCGCUCCUGUACCCUUGCCUCCUCCACCUCCCCCGCCACCACAGCCUGUUGCAAUUAUGGCGCCCAGCCCUCAUGUUUAUCAACCUCCGCAGCGACAAUGGAAUAUACAAAUAACUGGCCAAGCCACCAUUCCCCCGCCACGAGCUCCGUAUCCGAUGUCACAGCCAUUGAGCUGGCCCGGUUCCCAAUGUUCUUCGAGGUGCUCUCCAAGCUGUGCACCAAUAUGCUCACCAAUCUGUUGCCAGUUUUAUAACUCUAAACGAAAUGAAGGUAUUAAAAAAACCUUAAAGAAAGAGGCUCUCCAGGAGGAGAAACAUUAGUAAGUCUUUGUCUGGCAUGUUUAGACGUGACGUAGGUAGACAAUAAUUAUUACAGUCACUCUUCUACUAGCUGACCAGUUUUCGAAGGCUAGCACCAUCUGUAGAGGACUUAAGGUAACGAGUCCCUUCCACAAAUCAAUUUUAGUUUCUCCCGCCUAAAUAAGCUAACGAUCUCUCUUAAGACGGCAUUUUUGUUACCAGAUUAAACUAUUUGUUAACGGACGUUCCGGAGUAAUUUUGUGGUACUAAAGAAAGAGUCGAACAAAAAAAAAAACUUGAUUCAAAAUAGAAACGUUUAAAUAGUUUUCCACAGAACAAUUAGUUUGUCGUCAACGUUGUGUUCAGAAUGCUCUGUUCGAUUCAUCAACCAAAAUUAACACUAACUAUUUGUUUCAUUACAAACUAAACUUAGCAUGGACACAAAAAAUUGAUUAGUGUGAACUGACUUAAGUGACUGCUCAAGAAGACUAAUCUCUUAGAUAUGGUUUCUCCUGUAAAUCAUAUAAAAUACAACUAGUAUGAUGGUUGUGGAGAUAAGCUCUCCUCGACAGCUGAAUGAGGAUGAGUCAUAUCUAAAUUAAAAUGACCUACGAGUGAUUCCCUUCGCAGUCACUAUGACUCGGGUGGGGAAUACUUGUUAAAUAGUGUUGUCUAUUGAUGUAGUUUUGACCAAAAUAAAUCUACCAGUCCAAAAGUUCACUAUCACUAUUCAACAGAGUCGACAUCACUCGUCAAUGAUCCUGUACAAACUAUACAGAUUUUAUCCAGCCUUAGAGCUCAAGAAUGGAAUUUAGCGAUUGUAGAAUUGUAUAGAUUGAGUAGUGAAAUAAAGUCAGAUUUCAACUGCC
Messenger RNA from Pocillopora meandrina, 6860 nucleotides. The record is from the annotation of a GenBank genome assembly. NCBI's taxonomy places the organism in Eukaryota, Metazoa, Cnidaria, Anthozoa, Scleractinia, Pocilloporidae.